Molecule: messenger RNA, 707 nt
Organism: Hippocampus zosterae (dwarf seahorse)
Lineage: Eukaryota; Metazoa; Chordata; Actinopteri; Syngnathiformes; Syngnathidae
Gene: smim15
Product: small integral membrane protein 15
Exons: 2
Coding region: 90-308 (72 amino acids)
Source: RefSeq, a predicted model, not a curated record
UCCCAGAUAUACAUCCUCCCCAGCCCUGCAUCCGGAAACAGGACAAUAAACCGAAAAGGGAGUAAAACGAAAGCAUCUCACGCAGCACCAUGAUUGAGAUGAUGCGAGCAUGGGCCCAGUACAUUGUGGAGUGGGCCGCCAAGGACCCCUAUGGCUUCCUGACCAGCGUAUUGCUGGCGCUCACGCCUCUCUUCAUCGCCUGUGCUCUGUUGUCGUGGAAACUGGCUAAAAUGAUUGAGGUUCGCGACAAGGAGCAGAAGAGAAGGCUGCGGCGUCAGGAGAACCUGGCCAAGGUGAAGAGGAACUAGAAAGACGGCUGUGUUGAAGAUGAAGGCCCCGCCCACCCAUUGCCUUCACCACCAGCGCAUACCCUUUUGGGUCGGGGCUAACUCGCCCCCACUCGUCGAACAGUGCCAAGACGGAAGUUCCCGUCGGACUUUCAGCAGCAAGAGUGACAUUUUGAUACACAAGUUUGCUUGUAAAUAUCGAGUCAAGACAACAAGAGGAGCCGCUGCGGGUGCCCGUGCCGCCAUCAAUAGAACACUUAACAUAAAACGACAAAAUACAACAUAAAACAAGUAUGUGUAGCUUUUGCCACACAUAGCAUUCCAUUUUUAACAUCACCUUUAUGUUUGUUGAAAUGAAGCUCCUCUGUACCUAACAGAUUUAUUUGUAAUCAAUAAAGUUUUCAGAGUUGCUUAAAAAAA